UAGAUGGCAAUACUGAGUGUAAGUGGAGUGGUUGAGUUGGUGGAUAGAAAUGCAUUUUUCGGAAUCUUUAAAAUUAUAAUUUAAGUAAUUUUAGUGAAAAAAUAUUGUUAUCUAUAAUAAUGUUGUUAGAGAUUUUCAAAAUAUUACGUAUAAAUAAUAGAUAUUAAGUCAUUGACGGCUAUUUUUAUAACCUAAAUUAGUCAUCUAGUAAAGAUAAAUGAAGAGGUGACAAACGUUGUCAGGAAUUGCAUUAGUAUAAAUAUAAUUUUGCAUCAAUUAUGAUACAACUAAGCAUCUACUUUAUUGUUCUGUGAUGAUUAACGGCAGUGAUAUUAUCAGAGAUUUUUUUGAUAUCCUAUCAGAAUUGUUCCAAACAACUGUUGCUACAGCGAUACCAAAACAGCUGAUAUAAUUAGUCGAUAGUAAAAACAAUCCAAAGAUGGAGAGUGUCUACAAUUGGUACGAGGACCUCAUGGACAACAGGGGCGAUCCCCGUGUUAAGGAUUGGCCGAUGAUGUCUUCUCCCUGGCCGACCCUAGCUGCUUGUUUGUGCUACGCGGUGUGUGCGAGGAAAAUUGGACCCACGCUUAUGGCUAAUAGGAAACCAUUCGAACUAAGAAACGUACUCAUAGUUUAUAACCUGGCGCAAACUAUAUUCAGUGCCUGGAUAUUUUAUGAGUAUUUGGCGAGUGGGUGGUGGGGCCACUACGACUUCAGAUGUCAACUUGUCGACUACUCUCGAAGCCCCAGAGCCAUGAGGAUGGCGAAUACAUGCUGGUGGUACUACUUCAGCAAGUUCACGGAGUUCUUCGACACGCUGUUCUUUGUGCUGCGCAAGAAGAACGAGCACGUGUCGAUGCUGCACGUGAUACACCACGGCAUCAUGCCCAUGUCUGUGUGGUUCGGGCUCAAGUUCGCACCGGGUGGUCACAGCACAUUCUUCGCUCUGUUGAAUACUUUCGUACACAUCGUCAUGUACUUCUACUAUAUGGUGUCUGCGAUGGGUCCCAAGUAUCAAACAUACAUCUGGUGGAAGAAGUACCUCACUGCCUUCCAGAUGGUGCAAUUCGUGCUGAUCUUCAGUCACCAGCUGCAAGUCCUGUUCCGGCCGUCCUGUCAGUACCCGCGUGUCUUCGUCUACUGGAUCGCGAUGCACGGCUUCCUGUUCCUGUUCCUCUUCAGCGAUUUCUACAAAGCACGUUACAAUAAGGCUGACAGGAAACCUAGGAGCAAUAACAACGGCCUUUGCAUGACGGUGCUGGACGAAAGCAGUUCGCUGAACGGCAAGAACGGCUACAAGCACGAAGAGGGCUCGUCCGUACCGAACUCGUACGCGUCCUCGGCGGCCGACGCCUUCGUCCGUCGACGGCCGAUCUCAUAGUCUUCUCUCCUUAGUAUAUCCACGGUGUAAAUCAGGGUCUGCUCUUAAAUCCAAACCUAACCCUAGAACUAGGAAUCGGUUUUACCACUGCGAUCGAGGACGAAUCGUACAUUGUACUGAAUCAACCAAUAAACGGGACUCGACGUUCUCCGCGACGGGAGCCGUCCCCAGUCCCGUCUAUUAUCGAAAGCUUCCGAUACGAGCGGGUGCGAUUACAUCGUCGUCGAUAGUAUCCCUUCUCCCCAAUUAACCUACGAAUAGCUUUAAUAAAAGUUAAGACAGUAUGAGCCAUCGAGGUGUUUGAAACCGUCUUCUUAGUCUGGACAUGGUGCUGUCUGAAUUAUAUCAUAACAUUUCAAUCGCUCCGGACAUCUCCCGCCUGGGACGUUUCGAUGUUAAGCUUCUAGUGGAAUUGGACAUGUUUUUGUCGACUGCAAAGAUCGCAUUUAACUUUUAUACGUCACUUUAAAUUAUAACUCGUUUAUCCUCAGAGAAAGCCGAUUCACGAUUUUCUUCCUGUAUUAGAUUUUGAAUCGCAAGCACAACGUCCCAUUCGACCUUAAAAAUUUAAUCAUCGAAUGCCUUAUAUUGUUUUAAGUACAAAAACUAUUUACUAGACUAUGAAUUGUUAAAAAAUGGUUAUCUUGUAUAUGCUAUAUUGGUUUCGGAUAUAGUAAUUUUUUUCCUUAUUGUAUAAAUUAGUCAAAAUAUUUUUCGCAAAAUAUUUUGAAUGUUAUCUUGGCUGGUAGUGUGAACAAAUUGUAUAUACAAUGAAUGAAUGAAUCGAGUUCUUUUAGCCGUGCUAUGUACAGAUGUAUCGCGGGGGUUUAUGUAAAUAUAACUUUAUGGUGAAGAUUGAGUCUUAAAGGAUGUUACCAUACAAUUCUUCAAAUCCAGUGUCAUUUAUUAAUUGCAAUUUUAUUUUUAUUUUGUAUUUCGUUAUCAAGCAUUUAACAUGUGUAUAUUCCUUUUUAAUAAACUUUCCGUGUAUGUGAAUUGAUCAAAGAUUAUUUUGAAUACAAAAUGUAUUUUAGAUAUCACUUAAAUAUUUAUUUAUAUUCGCAAAUGUAUUAUUAGACAACUGUGCAGUGUUACAAACCGGUUGAGGUGCCAACAAGCGCUUUUUAGGAAAAAUAAAAAUUGUGAAAUAGAAACAUUUAUAGAUAAUAGGCGUAGUUGAAAAAGAAAUAAAGAAAAAGAAAAUAUAUGGAUCACUUAUAAAUAAUAAUUAAGAGAAAGUAAUAAUAAAAUAAUCGGUAACCAUAGUUAUUGGCAGCUCGACCAGUUUUAAAAUAAUGAAUGGCAUUCAGACUUCGGCCGUUUUGUCAACGACAAGUAUUUCUUAAUAUGUUAAUUUUGUAUCAAGUUUUGGUGUAAUAAUGCUUUAUGUGUUGUGUGAACGGCAAACGGUUGCUUUGGGCGGAAUCGGGCGGUUACCCGAGAUACGAUGCUCAAAUAUUCGCUGCGAAUUCACUAUUUUGCAACCUUUAUUUAUUAUUUUAUUAAAGUAUUUUACAAAAUAU
Molecule: messenger RNA, 2904 nt
Organism: Vanessa tameamea
Lineage: Eukaryota; Metazoa; Arthropoda; Insecta; Lepidoptera; Nymphalidae
Product: very long chain fatty acid elongase AAEL008004-like
Exons: 9
Coding region: 440-1381 (313 amino acids)
Biological process (GO): fatty acid elongation, saturated fatty acid; fatty acid elongation, monounsaturated fatty acid; fatty acid elongation, polyunsaturated fatty acid
Cellular component (GO): endoplasmic reticulum membrane
Molecular function (GO): fatty acid elongase activity
Source: RefSeq, a predicted model, not a curated record